This is a messenger RNA of Alosa sapidissima (American shad), 1606 nucleotides long. It is a transcript of the gene hoxb8b, whose product is annotated as homeobox B8b. Gene Ontology annotation, cellular component: nucleus. Gene Ontology annotation, molecular function: RNA polymerase II transcription regulatory region sequence-specific DNA binding; DNA-binding transcription factor activity, RNA polymerase II-specific. The transcript has 2 exons. Gene Ontology annotation, biological process: regulation of transcription by RNA polymerase II. The record is from RefSeq and is a predicted model, not a curated record. Lineage: Eukaryota; Metazoa; Chordata; Actinopteri; Clupeiformes; Clupeidae. The coding region runs from base 303 to 1028 and encodes 241 amino acids.
AUCUAAAUAUGAAUGUAUUAUUCUACUUCACGCCAAUGGAGUGAACUGCAGGUUACAAUUGGUUAUUGUGUUCUGUUGGACCCAUAGGUUCCAGCCAUGCGGGAUAACCCAUGGAAAAAGACAUGGUAACACAGUCUUGACUGGCAUGAAUAUUUACGACGUUUCAAGAAUGAUCUCAGAUUGAGGGAGUUCUCUCAUUUACAUACCGGGAUUGUUUCAUGACUUACGGUUGAGUCCCUGUCACACAAAAAAAAACUUCUGAAUUUAUGAUCUAAAUCCAGCUACAGACUACAAGGCUAAACAUGAGUUCUUAUUUUGUAAAUCCUCUUUUUUCUAAAUACAAAAGCGGCGAUUCCUUGCGGCCGAACUACUACGAGUGCGCUGGAUUUACCCAGGACCUUGGAGGUAGACCCACUGUAGUUUAUGGAGCCGGAACAGGAGCCACUUUCCAGCAUCCAAGUCAGUUGCCGGAGUUUUACCAUCACGGAACAUCAUCGCUCUCCCACGCGCCUUACCAACAGAACCCGUGCGCCGUGCCAUACCACGCGGAUCCUACGGGAAACCUUUAUGGGCAGGAUGCGCUACAGAGUUUCUUCGGAAACCCAAACCAGGAUCUGAAUCCAUUCGGUGACUGCAGUUUGAAAGCCAGCGGGAUCGGUGAGGAUUCUGACAGCGCAGACCAGUGUUCAUCGCAACUCUUCCCGUGGAUGCGACCACAAGCCGCCGGCCGCAGGAGAGGCAGACAGACGUACAGUCGUUACCAGACGCUUGAGCUGGAGAAAGAGUUCCUGUUUAACCCCUAUUUGACCCGCAAACGACGCAUCGAGGUGUCGCACGCGCUGGCUCUCACCGAACGACAGGUGAAAAUCUGGUUUCAGAACAGACGCAUGAAGUGGAAGAAGGAGAACAAUAAAGACAAAUUCCCUAGCAGCAAAGCUGAACAGGAAGAAAUUGAGAGACAGAGGAGAGAAAACGCCCAGGAGUCAGAGAAAAAGACAUCAGAGGACGAGGACUUUAAGAAACUUUAAUCGACAUGUGUGGGACAGAGGAAACGUUCCAACGUUGGCCUUGGCAGGUGCAUCUCUGAAAUCAACAGCCAAGCAGAAAUUAGUUUAUCUACAUUUCAUCAAAUGCUUUGUACUAUUCUCUAGUGUUGAUAGAAUUAGUUGUAAAAUGAGGGUUUCGUACAUACUGUGAGCUCAAAUAACAACUAAGUUGUUAUUGGAGAUUAAACAAUGUCAGAGCUGUGACGUUUUCUAGAAACAUCUGUAAAAUGGCUUCAGUAGAUGUGUUUCCUUCUGUAAGUCAUGUGAUGCACUUUUUGCGUUUACCUUUUUAUAAUGAAAAAAAAAAAACUUUAGAUGUGUACAAACUACCUAUAUUCAUUCCUGUCUACUUGCUCGUAUUUUUGUCUGUUAGUGUUGUGUUUUCUUCGGAAAGCAUGCUAAAGCGCAAAAGUAGAAGGUACAUACUGUGAAACGAAUACAAACGUAUUUAUAACCGCACUACUGAAUUUAUAAGGGGCAAUUCAUGACGUGUUCUGUUUCUCAACUGCUGUUUUUAUUGUCCUGAACUGGAAGCGUCUGUAACGUGAAGUGACAGAGGA